AUGUCGGGCUCCGACUGGUCCUCCAAGAAGGGUGCAACCUCUGAGGUUUACGCCCGAGACGAUUUCGAUCCAGAACUACAGACCUCGGAUAUCUUGGCUCCCCGCGGCGCAGCACCAACGAUCUCGAAGGAACAACCAGGUUCCUGGAUUCCGAGCACCCCAGGUGGAAGCACCCUUGCAGGCGAAGCGAACGAGGAAAAAGCCAUCACCAACCUCGACCAUGGCUGGAGACCCUGGAAAGUAGUGAUCGGGUGUUUCUGCCUGAUCCUUCCCACCUACGGGCUGCUCAGCAGCAUCGGGCUGUUCCAGACGGAGUGGGAACAAAAUCAACUUCGAGGGUACUCCAAGAGCAAAAUUUCCUGGAUCAUCUCCAUUUUCGGAUUUUUUGACUGUUUCUUCGCCGCACCAUGCGGGAUCCUUUACGACCAAUUCGGACCGCGUAUACUCUUAUUUGUGGGCAGCACGAUCUAUGUUGCCUCUUUCGUCGGUCUGGCCUUUUCGACCACGUAUAGCCAGUUCAUGGCUUGCUUCGUAGUCGCUGGAAUAUCAGCCGCUGCCCCUACCACGGUAGGAUUCACUGUCGUAAGCCAGUGGUUCAAGGUACGAGAAGGUCUUGCCACGGGAUGUGUCACAGUAGGCUCUGCGAUUGGGGGCAUCUUCUUCUCACUAGUCUUCCAAGAGCUCUUCAACAGAUAUGAGUGGAGGACGGGCGUCCUCAUUCUCGCCGGCAUUAUAAUGGCCUUCAUGACUGUUGGGAACUUGCUUGUGGAGAGAAAUGAAUCACAACAAACAGGCGCAGAGGCCGACAGUGAUUGGGACUUUUCAGCGUUCAGGGAGAUGAGCAAGUCCCCGAAAUUCUGGCUAAUUUGCGUUAGCAUGUUCGCAUAUGAAAUGGUUUUGUUCAGCCAGUGGGGAUCGAUUCCCUCAUACGCCGUCUCCACCAAUUUUGGCGAUAAACAGUUCUACCUGAUGAUGACUUACAACUUGUAA
Molecule: messenger RNA, 990 nt
Organism: Sordaria macrospora k-hell
Lineage: Eukaryota; Fungi; Ascomycota; Sordariomycetes; Sordariales; Sordariaceae
Biological process (GO): transmembrane transport
Cellular component (GO): membrane
Molecular function (GO): transmembrane transporter activity
Source: RefSeq, a predicted model, not a curated record